CAUUUUCAUGGGCUGCUCUCACUAACGAACCAACCUAGUAGUCAUGCACAUCAGCGUCUGCAGUUCUGCACCUGCACGCGCACACAAAUCGGCCCAGUAGCGCGUGUGGAGAAGCUGUAAUAGUAGUCCCGGAGGAAUUCGCUCUCCUGAGUGGAGACUGGAGACUGGAGUUCACAACUGUUUUCGCUGUUUCUCUCUCCCGUAGCCCAGUUUACCUCGCCUAGGGCGACCACCGCCGCCGCCCUACGCCAGCUGCCCAGGUCUUGGGCGGACCCUUUGCCGGCGACGAGCACCCACCACACCAGAUCAAACUCUAGAUAUUGCCACUCUACGUCCCAGCAUCCUAUGACCACAUGGUUUAGACAGUGCUGUCCAGGUGGAUGAUGAAUUGUGGUGCCCAAACGGAGGCACGUGGCACGCCUCUUGAAGAUAGGCACUGGUUGGAAACAGAUUUUGUUGGCGCUCCAAGAGUUCAUACUUAUGUACUUUCCUUUCUCAAAUCAUAACAAAUCUUAGGCAGUUCAAGCUUAGCUGAAUGUCAACUUGCCUCCACGUGCAAGAUCCCAGAAACAUUGCUAUGUCUCGUCCGCUUGAUUUUGCUGUGCUUAAAUACAAAAACCAAAAGCUUGCGGAACAACUGGAAGUCCACAAAUUUGAGUUCUGUGCUCUUGAGAGUAGAUUUAAUGAUCUAAAAGAGAAACAAAGGACACAUAAUAAGACACUUGUUCUAGUCAAAAGUUAUUGGGAGCGACUCAUAGCAGAUCUGGGUAUAGUUUCUGUUUGCAAAAAUGAAUCUUCACGUUCAAGCUGCAGUACAGGGAACAACAAUAUACGAAAGGAAACAGACUUUUUAAAUGGACUUUUGGAGGCUGGUGCCACAGAAAGUUCAGGUUCUCCCAAUUGCCAACUAGGAAAUGACGUCUCUUCAGAACAAUCAACAACAAUUGAUAUUCUGCAGAAGCUAUUCCUUCCAUCAAGUGGUCCAUGGCAUGUGAAUAACGAGUUUGUUUCUGCUGCUCUCAUGAAGUUGCCAGAAAAUGAACACAGCAGGCAAUUGCACAAUGCUACCAGCGAUGUGUUAUCCAAGCUUCAUGUGGUGAUGCGUACAGUAGAUAAUCUUCACUUGAAACACAGGCAGUUAGCAGCGAACUAUCAAAAACAAAGAGAUUCGAGUGCCUGGAACAGAGCUGAACAGAAACGUCUGAAAGAGGAGUUGACUAGUGUUGUUGCCAAGUUGGAAGGAAGCAAACAAAAACUGGCAGUACUGAAAGCACAGGGAGACAAUAAACAAGCAACACCGAUCCUGGUUCCUACGCUGGGAAACAAAAAUAUGACUGCAGAAAAGGUGAGAGAUAAACAAACAGAACUGCAAGAUCUUGAAGCUACUCACAAGGAGUUAAUGGAAUUGAUUUCAAAGCGUCUGGAGGAAAUUAGAAGGCUGCAUACAGAGAGAAUUGAAAUUUUGAACAAGUUAGCAACUUUUCAGAAUAUACUAACGGAUUUCAAAAGCAUUCACUCUUCCAAAGCUUUUCAACUUGUCAAUGACCAACUUCAGAAGUCACAAGCAGAACUGGAUGAUCACCAAACGUUGUUAGAGAAAUUACAGGUUGAGAUGGAUACCUUUGUUUGGCGAGAAAGGCAAUUUAAUCAAAAAGUUGAUUUGGCUGAAAUCCCCCAGAAGGUUUCUGCAUACUGUGUGUCUAGAAUUGCUGACCUUGAAAAGGAUGUCCAGAAACUGUGUAAUGAAAAGAAUAUGCUUGUGCUGAAACUUGAAGAGGCUUCGAGAGAACCUGGUCGGAACCAGGUUAUCUCAGAGUUUAAAGCUCUGGUGUCAUCACUACCGAGGGAAAUGGGUGCCGUGCAAAGUGAACUGUCCAAACACAAGGAUGCUUCCUUACAGUUGCAUUCUUUGCGAGCAGAAGUUCAUUCACUUUCUAGUAUCCAAACCAGAAAGGAACAAGAAAUUGAAGAAAUGUCAUUUAGAUCUGCCCAUGCUGGAUCUGAUAUAAGCCAACUUCAAUCUCUGGUCCGUGAGCUGAGGGAAAAUACACAGGAGCUUAAGCUAUUUGUGGAGUUGUAUAAGCAUGAGUCCACUGAUUCCAGACAGCUGAUGGAAUCGAGAGAUAGGGAACUCGCUGAAUGGGCUCGAGUUCACAUUCUCAAAUAUUCUCUUAGUGAAAGUAAAUUAGAGCAACGUGUAAUUUCAGCCAAUGAAGCUGAAGCAAUCUCUCAGCAGAGGUUGGCAACUGCUGAAGCUGAGAUUGCUGAAUUAGGGCAGAAGCUAGAAACUUCUAGGAGAGAUCUAGUGAAACAAUCUGAUAUACUGAAGUCUAAACAUGAAGAAUGUGAAGCGUAUGUUGUGGAGAUCGAGAGCAUUGGCCAUGCCUAUGAAGAUAUAAUGUCACAAAAUCAACAAUUGCUACAGCAGAUUAUUGAAAGAGAUGAUCAUAAUACCAAGCUUUUCAUGGAGGGUGUUAAAUCAAAACAGUCACACGAUGCUUUGCAUUUGGAGGUGCGCUCGUUGCAAAGAAAUUUGCAGCAUGCAAGUACUUUGAUGGAUUUGUGCAACCAGAAAACUAUCCGCCUAGAGGACCAGCUAAGAGGUUGGUCAGAGCGGUUGAGGAGACUGUCAGAGGAUGGAAUGCAGCAGUCUAUUUCAUUGGGCAAUUAUCAAAAAAAGCUGUCUGGUAUGCAUGGAGAAGCUCCAAAGCUCAGGCAGUCAAUGGAUGUUCUACAAGCGAAGGCUGGGAGCAAUCGGCUGGAAAUUGCUGAGCUGCUUAUAGAACUAGAGAAUGAGAGGUUUGGUAAAAAGAGACUAGAGGAUGAUCUUGAUCUAAUGUCAAGUAAAGCUAAUUCUCUAAGAGAGAAGACAGAUAAUUCAGCAGUUCUUCAGAAACUUCUCCAUGAGGCCAAGGAGUACAGGGGAAUAUUGAAGUGUGGUAUUUGUCAUGAUAGGCAGAAAGAGGUUGUGAUUGCCAAAUGCUACCAUCUCUUCUGCAGUCAGUGCAUACAGAAGCCACUUGGGAGCCGUCAGAAGAGGUGUCCAUCUUGUGGACUAAGCUUCGGUGUUAAUGAUGUGAAACCUAUCUACAUAUGAAACAGAAGGUUGGCGCCUGUGUCGCAGCACCAAAACAAAACUGCUUGGCGCUUACUAAUUUCCGGUAUAUGGUAGGCGGCCAUGGUAAUUCAGUCGGUGAUGUAGCAUAAGAUUAUGUAGCAUUUAAGUUGCUACAUGUGAUUGCUGGUACCCGCUGGCAUAUAUGAUGCUGGUGUUACCUCAAGCGCCUUUUGUAAAGUCUGCUUGCCUUGCCCAAUCUGGUAGAAUAGCCUGACAUCGUCAACCAUUAGUUCCUUUUAGGAGAAAAAAAUAUCCAACAAAUGAGGAUUGAUGCUUCCUGCAAUAGUGAGCAAUGUACAAUAUAUAGCUUUAGUCAGUUUCAUUGUUGUAGCUGACAGUAAGAAUGUAGUUUUCUUUUCUUUUUAAUAUACCGGUUAUCCAGUUUGUAUGUUUCUGGAGUUUGCCAAUUCUGUUUAUCAAAAAAAGGAGAUUUAGUCAUUUCUAACCA
Messenger RNA from Zea mays, 3566 nucleotides. RefSeq names its product E3 ubiquitin-protein ligase BRE1-like 1. Gene Ontology annotation, molecular function: metal ion binding; ubiquitin protein ligase activity. The transcript is spliced from 21 exons. Gene Ontology annotation, cellular component: nucleus; HULC complex. Bases 536 to 3097 code for a protein of 853 amino acids. The record is from RefSeq and is a predicted model, not a curated record. Lineage: Eukaryota; Viridiplantae; Streptophyta; Magnoliopsida; Poales; Poaceae.